UAUGGAUAACAGCUGAUCUAAACCGUCCAACAUUCCAAACAUUUAUAUUCUUUUUAAAUUAAUGGUGUAAAUACGAUGAAUGUGUGUGGUCGUGACGGAUCGAGAACGAGAUAUUCGAGAUACCAACGUCAACACCAGGUAACACCUGGUGGAAGGACAUCGUCGUUCCUGUUUUCACGUGACACGUGGAGUUAAACACUGGUAUCCGAAAACCCAUAUCAAUUAGAUGACGGCACGACGCCGUAGACUGGCAGGUCAUGGGAGCCUGUCUCGGCCGCUGUAUAACGAAAGUCACAGAUUUCGUGCCGUACAGGUUUUAUCAAAGGCAUACCAGAAUGUCAUUCCAAGAAGAAGAACAAGUUGAGUCCAUGGACGUUGAAGGACACGAAGACCAAACUAAAGGAUCAAACAGUCUCUUAUCGUUCCUCUCUUUAAAAAGAUUCAAGAAAAAACGUGGGGUUCCUGUAACUUUGGAAUUAUUAGAAGAUGGAAGAUGGGUACAAAGUGGUAAUAGGUAUGCUAGAUUGAGUUCCAGAAAUGAUGUUUCUACCAGUUCUGGUCUGGAUAUGUCCCUUCAAGUUCUUGAUGCAAGAACAUUAAUGAAACAACAGGCUUAUGUGACAUCCACUCCAGGAUCAUCACUGGAUCUUGAGUGGGAACACGAAGGAAUGCUACUACCAAUUAUGGAUGAUGAACAAGGAGAUACAGAGUAUUCUCUUACACAGACAUCAGCUAAUAAUAGUCAAGCCUCCAGUCUGACAGCAUCUCCUUGGUCUAGAGUCUCGAGUCCAAAUAGUUUAGAAUGGGAUCCGGUAGAACCAAAUAUGGUAUGUGUCGAUAUAGAGACUGAACAACUUUUAACUGAGAUAGAGAGAUUAACAGACAAAGCUCUAAAAGAGACGGGUGAAUGGACUAAUACUAGCUGAUAAACGAAUCAAUUAACGAAUUGUUUGUAUUUUUGUAUUAUAAAAAGUCACAAUAGAGCUAAA
Cyphomyrmex costatus is the source of this 989-nucleotide messenger RNA. RefSeq lists its product as uncharacterized. The transcript has 7 exons. The record is from RefSeq and is a predicted model, not a curated record. NCBI's taxonomy places the organism in Eukaryota, Metazoa, Arthropoda, Insecta, Hymenoptera, Formicidae. The coding region runs from base 258 to 926 and encodes 222 amino acids.